ACGGCUCUGUGUGUCGUGGAGCUCUCCCUGCGAUCCCACGCGAGACCCCACGAGACCCCGCGACACCCCGCGACACCCCGCGAGACCCUACGAGACCCCGCGAGUACCUUUGCCAACGGCAUCCCUCAGAGCCUCCGUUAACCGGUGCGAACGGAAUCCCUCAGAGCCGUCCUCCAGUGACCAGUCCUCGCCCUCCCGUGCUCCCACGCAGCACGUGCCGGAACCUCCCGUAGAGCGCUUUGGAAAUGGGAGUUAAGAAAAAGGCGCGACAGGCGGAAGACACCAUCUCAUAUUUUGAAAUUUACAAGUACGGGCGAUGGUACGAGCUGGUGGCGAGCGCGGUGGGCCUGUUGAUGGGCCUGCUGAGCGGCGGCGGCCUGUGCUACAACCUGGCGCAGUUCGGCGAGCUGACCACGGCCUUCGUGGACCGCACCGUCAACCAGCACCAGCUCUCCACCUACUUGCCUUUGACCACCUUAUUUGGUGGCGGGAGAAGACUGGUGAACGCGUCCCACGAGGAGAACAUGGCGGCGCUGGAGGAAGACGCGCGCGCGACCUGCAUCGGCUGUUUUGUGUCAAUCAUCAUCUCCCUGGUGCUGUGUAACGGCUCCAUCGCGCUGCUGGGCUGGAGCGCCGCAAGACAGAUGAUUAGAAUAAGAAUGCUCUUCCUGGAAGCGGUGAUGCGCCAGGACAUGACGUGGUUUGACCUCGACACCGACUUUAACCUGGCCUCCAAGAUGUCCGAGAACCUGAUGAAGCUGAAGGAGGGAAUGGGCGAGAAGCUGGGCGUGAUCGCCAACCUGGUGGGCACCAGCGUGCUCUGUAUCUGCCAGUCCCUGAGCUUCGGCUGGGAGCUGACGCUAGCCUGCAUCACCGUCAUCCCCUUCGCUGUCGCCGCCUCCGUCAUCUUAUCCAACUACCAGACGCGGUCGAUGGCGCGCGAGAUGGCCUCCUACAGCCGCGCGGGCAAGCACGCCGAGGAGGUGCUCAAGUCGAUACGCACCGUCAUCGCCUUCGCUGGCGAGCGCAUCGAGAGCGACAGUUACCUAUCACUGCUGCUGCCGGCGGAGAACGCGGGGCGGUGGCGCGGGCUGCUGACGGGUGUGGGUACCGGCGUGCACUGGCUGCUCACGUACGGCAUGAACGGCAUCUGCCUGGCGUACGGUACGCGGCUCGUGCUCGCCGACUUCGACCGCCCCACCGAGCACAGGAAGUACGUCAUCGGAGUCUUGUUCAGUAUUCUGUUCAACGUGUACAUGGCGACGCAGUCUGUGACGUUCUGCGCGCCGCUGGCGGAAGUGUUCGCGGCGGCGCGCGGCGCGGCGGCCACAGUGUUCCCGCUGCUGGAGCGGCGGCCGGCCAUAGACUGUCUGUCCCUCGGCGGGGCGCAGCCCGACCGCCUCGCCGGCGACAUCCGCCUCGAGGGCGUGCACUUCUGCUACCCCUCGCGACCUGACGUCAAGAUUCUGCAAGGAUUCUCGCUGCACGUGAAGACGGGCGAGUGCGUGGCGCUGGUGGGGUCCUCGGGGUGCGGCAAGAGCACGGUGCUGCAGCUGGUGCAGCGCCUGUACGACCCUCAGCGCGGCACCGUGCAGCUGGACGGCCGCGACGUCGCCGCGCUCAGCCUGCCCUGGCUGCGCACGCGCCUCGGCGUAGUGGGACAGGAGCCGGUGCUGUUCCGCGGCACCAUCACAGAAAACAUCACAAUAGGCGUGUCCGGCGCCAGCUCCGCCGACGUGCGCCGCGUCGCCGAACUCGCCUUCGCCCACGACUUUAUCUCCCGCCUUCCCAACGGCUACGACACGGUGAUAGGCGAGCGCGGCGCGUCGCUGUCGGGCGGGCAGAAGCAGCGCAUCGCCAUCGCACGCGCGCUGCUGCGCCAGCCCACCGUGCUGCUGCUCGACGAGGCCACGUCUGCGCUGGACCCUCGCUCCGAGCGCGCCGUGCAGGCCGCUCUCGACCGCGCCAGCGCCGGCCGCACCACGCUCGUCGUCUCGCACAGGCUGUCCACGAUCGUGAACGCCGACCGCAUCAUCUGCAUGGACCGCGGCGCCAUCGUGGAGCAGGGAACGCACAAGGAGCUUCUGGAAGCCAAAGGUUUCUACUACAAACUGGUGACGACGAGCAGCGACAACAGGGAGCCGGACGUCAUAGAGUCAGUGCCGGAAGAGGACGCGCCCCCCUCCUCGUCCCCCUCCUCGCCCCCGCGCCCCCUCAGACCGCCGCACGGUCACCUCUCCGCCAGAGGGGAACUGGAGGAACGUAUGAGCGCGCGCAGCUCCGCCGGCUCCGCCACCUCGGCCGCGCUCGCCGCGCCGCUCGCCGCGCCGCUCGCCGCGCUCGCUGACACCUGCGACGAUGACGAAGAGGUGCGGCCGCUCACCGACUGGCAGCUGCUGCGACUGAACGCGCCGGAGUGGGUGUCGCUGCUGGUGGGCGCGGUGGCGGCCAUCGUGCAGGGCGCCUGCUUCCCCGUCAUGGCGUGGCUGGUGGGCCAGGCCGCCGGGAUAUUCGUGUUGACGGAGCGCGGGGAGGUGCUGCGGCAGGCGGACCUGUUCGCAGGCAUGUGCGUGUUGGUGGGCGCGGUGGCGGCGCUCGCCAUGUUCCUGCAGAACGCCACCUUCACGCACUCCGGCCUGCGCCUCACUAACAGGCUGCGACACCAGUACUUCUCGGCGAUACUGCGACAGGAGGUGGGAUUCUUCGACAAGGCGAGCAACCGCGUGGGCGCGAUUUGCGCGCGGCUGAGCGGCGACGCAGCCGAGGUGCAGGCGGCGACCGGUCUCCGCCUGGGGCUGAUGCUGCAAGGCUUCAGCUCCAUGCUCAUCGGCGUCGUGAUGGCCUUCUGCUACGGCUGGAAGUUGACGCUCGUCGGUCUCGCCAUCCUGCCGCUCAUGUUCGGGAGCAUCUUCCUGGAGCGGCUGGUGUCGCAGAGCGCGCAGCGGCGGGAGCGCGCCGCCAUGGAGGACGCCACCACCGUCGCCACCGAGGCCAUCGUCAGCAUCCGCACCGUGCAGAGCCUAGGCGUGGAGCGGGUCUUCCUGCGCAGGUUCGAGGAGGCGCUGGCGCGCGCGCACGCGGCGGUGGCGCCGGGCGGGUGGUGGCGCGGCCUCGUGCUCGGCCUCGACCUCUACGUCCCCUUCAUGAUCUUUUGCAGCGUCUUGGUCUACGGCGCGAUUCUCGUCGCGCGCGAAGGCUUCGCCUACAACAAUGUUAUGUUGGUAAACGGCGCGUUGAUGUACGGCGCCUAUAUGCUGGGCCAGGCGCUGGUGAUGGCGCCCGGCUUCGACGCCGCCAGGAUGUGCAGCGCCCGGAUACUGGCCGUCGUCCACAGGGAGCCGAAAGUCAAGACCGAAGAAGGCGUGAAAGAUAGUGAAAAUUGGGCGGCCACCGGCAGCUUUAGCAUCAAGAACGUGGAGUUCAGCUACCCCACGCGGCCGCAUCAGCGAAUAUUGAAGGGAGUCAAUCUGGAGGUGAAGGCCGGCCAGACCGUGGCGCUGGUCGGCUCCUCCGGCUGCGGCAAGUCCACCAUCCUGCAGCUGCUGCAGCGCUACUACGACCCCGACUCCGGCACCAUCGAGCUGGACGGACGCGAGGUGCGCGCGACGCUGUCGCUGGUGCGGUUGCGGCGGCAGCUGGGAGUGGUGCAGCAGGAGCCCGUGCUCUUCAACCGCUCGCUGGCAGAGAACAUAGCGUACGGCGACACGGCGCGAGAAGUGCCCAUGAACGAGAUCAUCGACUGCGCGAAGGCCGCCGACAUACACAACUUCAUUCUCACUCUGCCGCAGGGCUACGAGACGAACCUGGGCGCGAGCGGCGCGCAGCUGUCGGGCGGACAGAAGCAGCGCGUGUGCAUCGCGCGAGCUCUGCUGCGUCGGCCGCGCCUGCUGCUGCUCGACGAGGCCACCUCCGCGCUGGACGCCAACAGCGAGAAGGCAGUGACGCGAGCGCUGGAGCGCGCGGCUGAGGGCCGCACUUGUGUCACAGUCGCACAUCGCCUCUCCACCAUCAAGGACGCCGACCUCAUCUGCGUCUUGGACAAAGGUAAAAUAGUAGAGCGCGGUACGCACGCGCAGCUGCUGAGUCUGCAGGGGCGCUACUGGCGUAUGUGCCGCGGACAGCACGCGGCCUGACCGCGGCGAGACCGCGGACUGACCGCGGCGAGACCGCGGCCGACAGAAGCUGCUGCAGUUUUUUGUGUUAGUGUUUAAAAUAGAGCAAGACAUUACUGGCUACUGGCUUACUGAGCUGGUCUAAUGUUAACCAGGCAUAAUACGUGGCUACAUUGUGCUACAACUGGCUACAACCGAUUAUAAAACUUCCAUCAAAUCUGUCGCAAUUUGCAAUACUUACCUGUUCCUCUCUUAGCAUUUAUAAUAAAAUAAAAAUUAUGUCCUUAGUUUGGAUCCAAAUCGCAUGUUAAUGAGGGUGAUAAUCAUAGUCGCGGAUGGACCACAGUUUAUCAUUUUUCGCUUAUGUUACAAAUUACAAAUAAAGGGGGAGUGCUAGGCUACACGAUAAGCCGGUGCUGGUGUGAGGGCCGGUCUAAUCCUCCGCCUCUGAAUAUGUCGUCGUUUUCAAUGUCGUCAUGUAUGGCUAUCAUAUUGAAAUGGAAUUAAAAAAAA
Messenger RNA from Papilio machaon (common yellow swallowtail), 4625 nucleotides. Its product is annotated as multidrug resistance protein homolog 49. The transcript has 26 exons. Gene Ontology annotation, biological process: transmembrane transport. The coding region runs from base 246 to 4133 and encodes 1295 amino acids. Gene Ontology annotation, cellular component: membrane. The record is from RefSeq and is a predicted model, not a curated record. Gene Ontology annotation, molecular function: ATP hydrolysis activity; ABC-type transporter activity; ATP binding. NCBI's taxonomy places the organism in Eukaryota, Metazoa, Arthropoda, Insecta, Lepidoptera, Papilionidae.